CAGUAGAUCUGUUAUGUUUUAAAAUUUGUAUGAUGCUUUUGGACACAUUUGCAGGAUAAACGUUCAAGUUUAUGAAGCAGGUUUUGCUCUCAUAAAAUGGUAUUUGAAUAUAAAGGACGAUUCGGCCUUCUAGAGCUGAAGAACGUCUUUGACUUCACACUGCAGGAUCCGAGCAGUUUAAUGCUCUAUCACACAGAGCAGAAGACACCAUGAGCUCCAUUCACCAACACUCUCUGCUGCCUUUGAGACUUUGACCACUUUUGAUUUGUUUUGCGCUGGAGGGCUGAAACGGUGUGUGCGUGCAUGUUUAUUUGUGCAUGUGUGUGUUUUUGAAAAAGAACCACUUAUGCAAGCGAAGAAGAACUGAGAGACUAACUGAGAAUUUGUUUGCACGAUGCACUCAAAGGGUUCUCUGCUGCAGAGCGUUCUUUGCAGCUAAAGUCAUAUAUGUCACUGUGGAAGCGUUCCGGACUGAAGCAAGGAUGAGGAAACUCUGACAGACAGACGUCACAGGAAUCUAGCACUCGCACCGUCUUUAGUCCAAAAUCUCUGACUGAUUUUUUUUUACUGGAGCACUGAAUGAUGUUUCUGCUGGCUGUGCUCUGUGUGUUUUACAUCUGGAGUCCAGCAACGCUGAACGGCGGAUUAGGAGCGACACUGAAUACCAUACCUCGCAAAACAGUACCAGUUAAUAGAAAUGGAGGACGUUUCUUUCAUGAGAAGGGUGUUUGGAACUACACCACUAUGCUUCUGAGGGAAGAUCUCAACAUGCUCAUCCUGGGUGCCAGGGAGGCCAUUUUUGCCCUCAACCUUGAUGACAUUACAGUCAAAAAGGCCAUGGUGAACUGGUCAGUCACAAACAAUGAGCAAACAGACUGUUCAUAUAAGGGAAAAGAUGCUACAAAUGACUGCAAAAAUUAUAUCAGAAUUCUUCAUAAAAUAAACGAUGGCAGAAUGUAUGUUUGUGGAACCAAAGCAUUCAUCCCAACCUGUGACUAUAUGUCCUAUGCAAAUGGUAGUCUGACUUUAGAGGGGAAACAAGAAGAUGGGAAGGGGAAAUGUCCCUUUGAUCCUUCUCAGCGACACACAUCAGAGAUGGUUGAUGGAGUAUUGUACUCUGCCACUUCAUUCAACUUUAUGGGUUCAGAGCCGGUUAUGAUGCGCAGCUCAGAGGAAUCCAUACGGACAGAGAUUUCAAGCACCUGGCUCAAUGAACCAAAUUUUAUCCACAUGGCUCAUAUACGGGAGGGAGAAUCGAACCCAGAGGGGGAUGAUGACAAGAUCUAUCUGUUCUUCAGUGAGACAGCAGUGGAGUAUGACUCCUACACAAAGAUGGACGUCUCUCGAGUAGCUCGAGUGUGCAAGGGAGACUUGGGUGGGCAGAGGACGCUGCAGAAGAAGUGGACUUCUUUUCUAAAAGCAAGGCUCGACUGUCCCGUUCCAAACAAAAACCUGCCUCUUCUGGUCCAGGAUGUUUUCCACUUGUGCCCCAGUGACUGGUCCACCUGCGUGUUUUAUGCUGUCUUUACCCCACAAUUAGACUCCUCUCAGUACUCCGCGGUAUGUGCAUACAAAAUCGAAGACAUCAAGAGCGUGUUCUCAAAGGGCAAGUUCAUGGCUCCUGUUACCAUUGAGACGUCAUUCGUGAAGUGGGUGAUGUACUCAGGUGAUGUCCCCGACCCUCGACCGGGAGCAUGCAUUGAUAAUCAUGCCAGAGAAAUGGGUAUCACCAAAUCUCUGGAGCUGCCAGAUAAAACCUUACAGUUUAUUAGAGACAAGCCUCUGAUGGACCAGGCCGUCAAGGCCCUUGGAGAGAAACCCCUGCUGGUGAAGAGAGGCGCUGCUUUCACUAGAAUUGUGGUGGCCACAGCGACAGCCUUGGACGGGACCAGCCAUCAAGUCAUGUUCAUUGGCACAAAGAGUGGUUCAGUGCUGAAAGCUGUGAAUUAUGGCGGUGAGAUGGUCAUUAUGGAAGAGAUUCAGCUAUUUGAGCCCUCAGAGCCAGUGAAGAUACUGCGACUUUCCAACACCAAACUGUACGUGGGUUCGGAUGUGAGCGUGGCUCAGCUGUCCAUCAGUGAAUGUGGGCGGUACCACACGUGUCUGGACUGUGUUCUGGCCAGGGAUCCGUACUGUGGCUGGGACCUCAAUGCUGACCAAUGCUCUACCAUAAACAGCACACACAGAACCAGCACUGUAAUUCAGAGUUUGAGUUAUGGCGAUGCCAGCCAAUGUCCACAAAUAGAUGACAGUAAGUCAAUCAGCGUCUCGUUUUUUCACGACAAUACUGUGAUGCUGUGGUGCCAGCCAUAUUCCAACCUGGCACAGGUUCAGUGGCAGCUGAACGGACAACCCAUCAAAGCGUCAGACACCUUGCAGAUCCUCUCUGACAGCCUGAUGAUCUUCAACGCCUCCGCAAAUGCCAGCGGCCACUACACCUGCAGUUCUGUAGAGCGGAAUUACAAAACCCAGCACGUAGCAUACGAUCUAAAAAUGUGGUCAGAAUCCGGGACUACAGCAUUACUACACGACGUUAAGGGGAAAAAAACCACACUCGUGGCCAUGGUGGUGGUGUUGUCACUGAUUCUAGCUAUGCUAGUAAUUUGGAACCUGUACAAAGGGCAUUUUCCUUUGCCAUUUUGCCACAGGAGGGUAAAGGACACGGAGAACAGGUGUGAACAAAGUCAGUUUGAGAACCAGCCUCCAGAACAUAAAAUAGCAUCAGCAACGGUGAACUUAAACAGCAACAACAACCAUGUGAACAACCAGAGGUACUCCAACUCUAGAGAAACGAACAGACUCUCAACCACUGUUGGUUCCUCAGGUCAGAUCAUGUUGAAAUAUAUAGACGAUGAAUCUGAGAUUUGAGAUUUUUAUGCAUAGACUUGCUAAUGUGGCUAAUCGUCAUUUAUAUGCAGACCAAGCCCACUGAGGCUGGCUCCUCUUUUGCAGCUGUUAACUUUUGACUAAACUGCUGUUCUGACCCACUUUUUCUCCUUGAAGAAUCCAUACCUUCUAAAUGCCAUCGUUCACCCAUCAUACACACCAACAUGUCCAAUGGACAAAAAAAGACACUGAAUCAGACUUUUUUGCAUAAGGACUGUCUACAUUGCAGCUUACUUUGGCCAAGAAUCACCAAAGUACUUUUAAAGGACAGUCAAAUCAAUUGGUGGUCAUAUUUGUAUCGCCACCGGGCAGCUAUUUUAUUCAUGCUAUCUACUUGAAUGGGAAAAUAGUGAAUCUUAAAAACUGCUUGUCAAUAUUGCAACAUUCUAACAUGAAGUGCCUCACAAAUGCUGUUUCAUAUGUUAAAAUGGCAUUACAUUAAAACAUUUUUUUUAGGA
Messenger RNA from Cyprinus carpio (common carp), 3344 nucleotides. It is a transcript of the gene sema4e, whose product is annotated as semaphorin 4e. Gene Ontology annotation, molecular function: chemorepellent activity; semaphorin receptor binding. NCBI's taxonomy places the organism in Eukaryota, Metazoa, Chordata, Actinopteri, Cypriniformes, Cyprinidae. Gene Ontology annotation, biological process: axon guidance; negative chemotaxis; neural crest cell migration. The record is from RefSeq and is a predicted model, not a curated record.